CAACCCGAAGACGCAUAUGGGAAUGUCAGGAUCGAAAUCGACAAAAUCGAAAAAUUUGCGAUGCAUAAAAUCGAUACCAGUUGGAGCCCAGUUUUCAAGUGGUGCAUGACAAAUUUUGGCAGUACCUAAAUCCAGUUUGUCAUGCUGUUUAGGCAAAGAAGAGUCCGCCUGUAGUGCUACUGUGGCAGCACAUUGCAUACUGCAGGCUUUCAAUCAGUCUUAUUUGCCUGGUCCCCAACACAGCUCAUGCGUGCCCUACGUGUUAUGCAUUACAAAUUUUCCGACUUUGUCGAUUUCGAUUCUGACACUCCCAUAACGCAGGAACGGCUAUACGACCGCAGCCAGUCGGCGCUGCCGAUCGCCUCGAUCCGCGACAUGGACCUGAAUAUGCAUUGCAAAAGUAUCGUACUCGUAGUAAUUGCAGCGGUGCAUGACAAAUCCAACUUUCUACCUGAAAUAGCAUGACAAGUUGCAUUUUUGUUCUUGGGAAAAUUUGUAAUGCAAUUUAUACUAGUGCGAUGCUUUUGCAUUGCAUACUGAACUUUCGGUACUGGCCCGGCUGCGAGGGGUCAAGUACCAACACGUGGGAGCACCUGGUGCAGGACAGGAAGCACGGUCACAAGUCCCGCAACAACAUGAAGUACGAGGCAACGCUGCGCGAGCACGACGGCUACCUCGAAAACCUGGGCAGCCGCAUCCAGCACAACCGGUCCGAGGGCUGCGUCACCGAAAUGCUCGGGAAGAAAAACUGGC
Molecule: messenger RNA, 753 nt
Organism: Amoebophrya sp. A120
Lineage: Eukaryota; Dinophyceae; Syndiniales; Amoebophryaceae
Source: the annotation of a GenBank genome assembly